GCCUUGUAAUCGUGUAAACUGUACAAUAGUAGAGAAAUUCGUUUAGUUUUCUUUAAUUUAUUAAAUGCUAAAAUAUAAUUUAUUAUUUACUGUUACGCUUAAGAAUCGAUCGUUUUCUACGUUAAGAAAAUUAUCAACAAUGGUUUCCAAACCACUGAGUAUUGAAACUUUAAAUAAGUUGAAAAAUGAUUUUUACGCUAACCCAAAGAAUGAACUUGCCCAAAAUGUCUGUACAAGGUUUGACCCAUUUGAAGUCGCCAUCAGCAAGCACAAGAAUGAUAAAAUGCUACAUGUUUACAAUAUAAAGGUUGAAUCUGAAGGGAAACCAGUAACAAACCAAGAAAACUCUGGAAGAUGUUGGCUCUUUGCAGCCCUGAAUGUCAUGAGGCUACCUUUCAUGAAGAAGUAUGCCAUUGAGGAGUUUGAAUUCUCACAAACGUACCUGUUCUUCUGGGACAAAAUCGAGAGGUCCCAUUUCUGGCUGAACAACAUCGUGGCGACCGCCAAACAGGGGGAGAGUCUAGAUGGACGAUUGGUCAACUUUCUGCUGAAGGACCCCAUCAACGACGGUGGACAAUGGGACAUGAUAGUGAAUCUAGUCAACAAGUACGGGCUCAUGCCCAAAAAGUGCUUCCCCGAGACCUACAGCUCGCGCAGAAGUCUGCACAUGAAUGCUCUUAUCAAGACCAAGUUGCGCGAAUAUGCCAAGGAGCUCAGAGAUUUAGUGGACAAGAAGGCUUCAGAUGAGGACAUAGAGAAAGCAAUCAGCGCACAGAUGGCCGUUAUUUAUAAUAUUGUUGCUACUUGUCUAGGUAUUCCCCCCGAGAAGUUCACGUUCGAGUACUACAACAAGGACAAGGCGUACAACAGCUUCGGGCCACUUACGCCGCAGCAGUUCUACAACAACCUCGUGCGCCCGCUCUUCGACGUGAAUGACAAGGUGUGCCUCGUCAACGACCCCCGCAGCAGCAGCCCGUACGGCCGCCUGUACACGCUGCAGUGUCUCGGCAACGUGGUCGGCGGCCGACCCACCGCGUACAACAACCAGCCUGUUGAUACGCUUAUCAAGGCGGUGAAGGACAGCAUAUCCGGCGGCGAGGCGGUGUGGUUCGGCUGCGAGGUGUCCAAGCGCUUCGAGCGGAAAUACGGCCUGGAGGAUCUAGACGCUCACGACUACCGGCUGGUGUUCAACACGGAGAUCCAGAUCGGCCUGGAGAAGGCGGACCGCAUGCUGUACGGGGACUCCUGCAUGACACACGCCAUGGUCUUCACCGCUGUGGGCACUGAUGAAAAUGGCAAGCCCACGAAGUUCAGAGUAGAGAACUCUUACAGUGAAAAGGAACAUGAAAAGGGAUACCUCCUGCUCACCGAGCCCUGGUUCAGGGAAUUCGUGUUUGAGAUAGUAGUUGAUAAGAAGUAUGUAGAUGAAGAAGUACUGAAUGUGUUCAAACAAGAGGCCAAGGUGCUGCCAGCCUGGGAUCCCAUGGGCACCCUCGCCUGUCCGAUGUGCUCCGGGGAAACUUGCUAAGUGCUAACAAAAUAUGUUAUUCUUUUAUGUAAACAUUGUAUAAAUAAAAUCGUAAUCUUG
Aricia agestis (brown argus) is the source of this 1588-nucleotide messenger RNA. Its product is annotated as bleomycin hydrolase. The transcript has 12 exons. The coding region runs from base 65 to 1528 and encodes 487 amino acids. The record is from RefSeq and is a predicted model, not a curated record. Gene Ontology annotation, cellular component: cytoplasm. Gene Ontology annotation, molecular function: cysteine-type aminopeptidase activity. Lineage: Eukaryota; Metazoa; Arthropoda; Insecta; Lepidoptera; Lycaenidae. Gene Ontology annotation, biological process: response to toxic substance; proteolysis; L-homocysteine catabolic process.